Micromonas pusilla CCMP1545 is the source of this 1338-nucleotide messenger RNA. RefSeq names its product Multidrug/Oligosaccharidyl-lipid/Polysaccharide flippase superfamily. Gene Ontology annotation, biological process: xenobiotic detoxification by transmembrane export across the plasma membrane. Gene Ontology annotation, cellular component: membrane. The annotation marks the transcript as partial. NCBI's taxonomy places the organism in Eukaryota, Viridiplantae, Chlorophyta, Mamiellophyceae, Mamiellales, Mamiellaceae. The record is from RefSeq and is a predicted model, not a curated record. Gene Ontology annotation, molecular function: xenobiotic transmembrane transporter activity; antiporter activity. The transcript is spliced from 2 exons.
GAGUCCGCCGCGCAGCUCGCGCUCGCGCUCCCCGUCAGCCUCUCCAUGAUCUGCAACCGCGUCAUGUCGCUCACGUCCGUCGCGUUCGUCGGUCACCUCGGCCCGCUCCCGCUCGCGGGCGCGGCGCUCGCGACGACGCUCGGAAACGUCACCGGGAACUCCAUCAUGGUCGGCAUGGCGAGCGCGGUGACCACGCUGUGCGGCGCCGCGUUCGGCGCGAGAGCGUAUUCGUCGCUCGGAGGCGUCCUCCAACGCGCGCUCAUCAUCUUGACGCUCGCGGCGAUUCCAAUCUGCGUCCUGUGGGCGAACGCGACGUCGCUGCUGCUCGCGAUGGGGCAAGACGAAGAAAUCUCGCGCGUCGCCGGGCGGUACAUCAUCGCGCUCAUCCCCGGUCUGGUGUUCUACGCGUGGAACAUAUGCGUGCAGGGGUUCAUGCAGUCGCAACGGCUGACCAAGCCGAGCGCCGUCGCCGGCGUCGUCGCCGCCGUCUUGCACGUCCCCGCGAACGUCGUGUUCAUGCGCGCGCUCGGGCUCGGGUACGUCGGCGCCGCGCUCGCGACGUCGUGGAGCAACGGCGUCGUGUUGACGAUCAACGUGGCGUACCUCGUGCGCGAAUCGCUCCGACGCGCGCGACGCGCGACGUGGACCGGCUGGAGCGCUCGCGACGCCUUCUCCGACUGGCCCGCGUUCCUGAGGCUCGCGCUCCCGGGCGUGCUCAUGAUGGGCGAGUGGUGGGCGUCCGAGGCGAACAUCCUCAUCGCCGGCUACCUCCCGAACCCGGAGCGAAACGUCGCGGGGGUGAGCAUCUUCCAGGUCACGAACGCGCUCGCGUUCAUGAUCCCCGUCGGGUUCAGCGUCGCGGUGGCGGCGCGCGCGGGUAACGAGCUCGGAUCACGCGCGCCCGCGCGCGCGCGCCACGCCGCGCGGUGCGCGUUCGUGUUGAUCUUGAUCGUCGAGGCGGCGGUGUCGGCGGUUAUUCUCCUCGCGAGAAAGUCGUGGGGGAAAAUCUACUCCGCCGACGACGACGUCGUGUCUCUCGUGUCCGCGCUGCUCGUGCCGCUCGCGAUAUACACCGCGUUCGACGGCGUCCUGUGCGUCGCGACGGGCGUGAUCAAAGCGUGCGGGAGGCAGGCGGUCGCCGGGCCGGUGGUUUUUUUCGCGUACUACGUCGUGGGGAUACCCCUCGCCGUCUACCUCGCGUUCGGGCCGCCGAAGAUGGGCGCGAUGGGGCUCGCGAUCGGCGCGACCGUCGGGACGGUGGUGCACUCGCUGAUCAUAUGUUUCAUCGUGUACAGGACGGACUGGUUCGGGGAGGUGGAGCGGGCGAGAGCGCGCCUC